Molecule: messenger RNA, 8424 nt
Organism: Purpureocillium takamizusanense
Lineage: Eukaryota; Fungi; Ascomycota; Sordariomycetes; Hypocreales; Ophiocordycipitaceae
Gene: RLR1
Product: THO2 plays a role in transcriptional elongation
Exons: 4
Coding region: 419-7660 (2413 amino acids)
Biological process (GO): mRNA processing; mRNA export from nucleus
Cellular component (GO): THO complex part of transcription export complex
Molecular function (GO): mRNA binding
Source: RefSeq, a predicted model, not a curated record
GGAGCUUCACCUCUUUGUAUCCGCUUCCCUUUGUUGGAGCAUCAUCUUUCCAACUCCCCUCGCGUCGCCAGCUGUCUGACCGCUCGACUCAGUCGCGUGUCCGAGCUGCAGAGACAUCUCCGUCGCCUUGGACCGUGCCAGCUGGACGACUUUCCCCUAUCACUGCACGUUCGGUCCCAGUUCACGCCACUUCGAGCCUGAUCUUGGCGAUUUUCCUGCCUUCCGCGAUUCUUGUCAACCACCACUGAGGCGCUGGGCAAGCUUGACUGCAGCCUUCCUUCGGCCUCUGUCGCCUUUUCUCGCCUCUGUCAUCUCCUCAAGAGGCUGGUCGCCAGUUUUUUCGAACGUCUGAACCACCCUCCGCCGCAAAUGAGAUAACGAGCGUUCGAGACGUGCAAACGGAGUCGUCGUCGCGAUCAUGCCUCCCAAGCGCAAGCGACCCGACCGGCCUUCGGGCGAGGGCGGGCGGCCAUCUCCACACCGUCCGAGCGAAUCAAACAUGGGUCAGCACGACAGAGACGAUGGCAACAAUAGAGCUGGCGGGCGGCCUCGGGGCGGCCACCGUGGCGGCAGCUUUCAGCGACGGGAUUCAAACCAUGGCCACGGACGGAGAGAUUCUGGCCCAGGCCAGAACGCGCCCUCUGGCACAUCAAACCAACAGACGCCAACGCCCUCUCGCAGCGCGAGCAUUUCCACGCAAGGAAGACCCUUGUCGCCAACGGCAACCAAGCAGCAGAAGUCUUCGUCCUCGCCUGCCCUAGCUAAGCAGGCGGCCCCUUCGCCGGCAAAUGCGCCUGCCUUGAAGCAACCUGCGGAGCCCGACAGCCCCAGCUUUUAUUACGAGAACCUUACCGACGAUAGAGUUCGCGCAUGGAAGGAACGGGGUCGGCAGGAGAUCAUCGCACAUGGCAUCCAAUCGCGGGAAGAUGUGGACAUCACAGAGAUCUCUACCCUAUUUCAAGAGUUCAUCCACGCCGUGAUCGCUGGCAGGAUAGAUGCCGCUGAUGCAGGAGCGUGCGUCAAAGACAUCCUAGGAGAGCAAACGUCGGACGUGAUUAAGGAUACAUACGUGUUUGCGCCACACAGCCUCUUUCUCGACACGCUCUCGGUCGUCAUGGACAACAACAUGGACCUCUACCGUCCAACCCUACGCGAUUUUCUCAUCGCAACCGCCGUUUCACCAGCAUUAAUGCGGGAAGUACUCGACGCACCACUCCUACAGCAACUUGGUCUCAUCCGGGACACAUUUGCCAGACUGGGAGUUCGACAAGCCACAAACCUCUUGUACCGCCAAGCCAACUAUAACCUCCUUCGUGAGGAGUCAGAGGGCUAUUCCAAGCUCAUUACCGAACUCUUUUCAACCAACAGUGUCCCCCCGCCGCCUCCUGGCAAGACCUUUGAGAAAAUCAAGGCGCUCAUUGGCACAUUCGACCUUGACGUUGGGCGGACACUGGAUGUUACCUUGGACGUUUCGGCUGCAGUUCUCAUCAAGCAAUUCAAGUUUUUCGUCAAAUUCUUGAGAAUAAGCUCCUGGUGGCCGUCCAAACGAGUCAACGAUGGCUCGCCCUUCAUCGGCGGCCUGCCCACAUGGGCGGAGCCUGACUAUCCGCAUUGGUCAACUACUGAAGAUGAUGAAGAACGAAAUGCACAGCGUAAGCUGGACCGUGACACAGCGUUCUGGGAUCGCGCGCGUGAGGUGCAUCUGGGGGCAUUCUUUGAACUCGGUGGGAGACGAGUGACCGAGGAGCAUCUUGAACGCCUCAUAAGUAACGGCAACGAUAGCGGAGAUGCCACCGCCGUUGUCGAACGCAAGUGGAUGGAAGAAACGAAAACUCUCCCGGCGCCUGGCAACCGUGUCGCUGCACAACUGCUGGGCUUCAAACUGCGCUUCUACAACUCCGAGAUGCGUGACAAGACUGAUGUUCUGCCCGCGAAUCUCCUCUACCUUGCCGCUCUUCUCAUCAAGAUUGGGUUUCUAUCAUUGACCGACUUGUACCCUCACCUGUCACCCGACGACACUGAAAUGGACAAAGUCCGCGAGCAAGAGGCGGACAAGCUCGCCAAGGAAGAACAGGCAUCCCGCGGUGGCCAGAUGAAUGCACUCCUUAUGGCUGGCGUCCUCCCCCAGGGGGACGAUGACAAUCCGGCAGCGUCCAGCCUUGCCAAGAGAGAGCCAGCCAAAAAGGCAGAACCUGAUCAGAAGAAACAGGCAUCUGAAGUCGACGAGAAAAACAAACUGCCGGCCCCACUUGAGCAGAAAGUGGCUCUUCUCAUUCAGCUCCUGACGAUUGGCGCUCUACCUGAGUCGCUCUUCCUCAUCGGCCGCUUUCCUUGGGUUACGGAAGUUUGCCCAGAGGUCCUACAGCGCGUGCAUCGCAUCUUGCACGUUUGCCUGAGCAAGGUGCACAGUGAAUGCAGGCCACUGUCCACAAUGACCACCGACUUUCCUACCAAGAACGUGCCCGACAUUGACCAGACAGGCAUGCCAAAGGGCAGCGUGAGACUACAUCCGCAACCCCUCAAGAAAUCCUGGCGCUGGCCGUUCCCUGACAAGGCCGAUACCAACGACAAUCAAAGCUAUCACUUCUACUGGGAUGAAUGGUCGGACAAUGUGCCUGUCUGUCAGACGGUGGAUGAUGUGUUCACCCUUUGCAACACACUUCUCAACAUCUCUGGCGUCAACAUUGGCAAAGACGAGGUUCUGCUCUCUAAGCUUGCCAGUAUUGGCGCCAAAAGCUUGGCCGAGGAUCAAUCGGACUCAAACCGUUCCCGCUGGCAAGACCUCAUUCGCCGUCUCUUGCUUCCCGCUCUCAGUCACACCAAGGCCAACGGUUCGGUGGUCAGCGCGGUAUGGGACCUCGUCAGGCAGUUCCCGCUCACAACGCGCUACUCCUUGUACGCAGAAUGGUUCGAGGGCCAAACAUCUCGCCUGCCGGCCAUGAAACUGGCCUUUGCCAAGUCAGCGUCUGAGACAAGGGCUACGAUGAAGCGCGUUUCCCUCACCAACUUAAGUGAGAUGGCGAAGCGCCUAGCCAAGACAAGCUACGCCUCCCCCGGCAUUGUCUUCAAGGUCGCCUUCGAACAAUUGGAAGUAUACUCGAACCUGAUCGAGGCAUUCGUGGAAUGCGCCAAAUACUUCACCGAUCUGUCCUACGACGUGCUUGUUUGGUCGUUGAUGAAUUCGCUUGGGAAAUCCCGAAGUCGUACGCAGGAGAACCACGCCCUCACGACUAGCAAAUGGCUGCAGGCCUUGUCAAGAUUCUGCGGCAAAGUCUUUCGGCGGUACCCAACACUGGACCCUAUCCCUGUCCUGAAAUACGUCGAUGAACAGCUUUUCCACGGCAACUCCACGGAUCUCAUCAUACUGAAGGAGUUUGUAACCUCGAUGGGCGGCAUUGUCGACGCUGUUGAUUUUACCGACGACCAAAUUCUAGGCAUGGCCGGCGGAGCUCUUCUCCGCCGACAGACGCUCAUCCGCGCCCAAGACAAGCGAUUCGAGAACAUCAAGAGCUCUGCUCGCCUCAUGCAGGCGCUCUCCGAGUCCAAGCUUGCUGCUCGCCUGCUCAUCAACCUAGCUCAAUAUCGACAAGCGGCCAUUUACCGGGUGCCCGAAGACGAGGCUCACAUCAAAUACCUCUCCUCCAUCAUAGAUGACUCACAGCAGACCCUCAUUCAAUAUCUCGACUUCCUCUGGAGCAAUCUCGACGCGCAACAAUUCGACGCAAUGGUGCCAUCAUUGCCGGCUCUCAUCAAGUCAUUUGGUUUGAGCGUAGAUGUUGCGUUCAUGAUCGGGCGAGCCAGCCUCGCACAGCAAAUGUUCCCUUGGAAACCCUCCAAAGCAAAACGCGAGACGAGCGAGAAUGCCAAGCCGGCCGUCGACAAGGAAGGAGACGUGAACAUGUCCGACGCCAAGCCUCAGGGUUCAGCAACCAAAGAGCAGACCUCCACAGAGACAGUGGAUCUGGUGGAGCAACAAAAGACGGAUGAUACCUCGCUUUCCCACACGGCGUCAACGGCGUUGCAGCCCAUUGUAGAGGCCAUUCGCGACACCGUCAAGCCCGAGGUCUGGGAAAAGGUGACCCCGGAACUCUAUUCGACGUUUUGGGCUUUGCAGUUGGGAGACCUCUGCUUUCCUGAGAAGGCCUACGUGGAUGAGCGCAACAAACUCAUGGCGGAGUGGCAUGCCAUCUCCAACGAUCGCUCGGACAUGACGCGCAGAGGCCUAGAUCGAAAAGCGCAAAGAAAAAAGGAGCUCAUGGACACUUCCGACGAUAUGAUCGCCGAGCUCAGUGGCCACGGGCUUCGCAAGGCCAAGUGGAAAUUCUAUCUGACAAAGCAGUUCCAGGCGUCCUUCCCUAGCCCCGACGCCAAGCCUGAGGUUAUCGCCGAUAUCCUCCUAGAGUAUUGUGUUCUGCCACGGGUCCGCCUUUCACCAGCAGACGCAGAAUACACAUAUCGGUUCAUUAAGGCCCUGCACGAGUGGAACGCCCCGGUCUUCAGAUACAUGGCAUUCCUUGAUCGACUACUCAAUGCCAAUCGGCUGCGUACCCUGAUUUUCACGUGCACUGUGCGUGAAGCAGAGAAUUUGGGCCGCUUCCUGAACCUCAUCCUGGAAGACCUGUCUCGUUGGCACAAGAAUGUCCCUCUUGAGGACGACAAGAAGGACAGCAAAGGAGCCAAGGAUACCCCACGUCUCGGCCCAUAUGACAAGGAGGCUAAAGGCCCCAGCGACCAACCUCGACUCGGCUUCGCUCUCACCCUCAAUGAGCAGGGGAAGCCUGAGACUUUCGUGGAGCAUGCCCAAUUCCGAGACAUGCUGUUCCGCUGGCACAAGAACAUUAACACAGCGCUCAAGAACUGCCUUGGCGGCUCUGAGUGGAUGCACAUCCGAAACGCCAUCACGGUUCUGAAGGCUGUUCUAAACCACUUCCCUGCCGUCGACUUCAUGGCUUCCCAGUUCACGACACAGUUGCAAAAGAUUACGAAGCGAGAAGCUGCCGCAAAGGAAUCCCCCGACAGCGAAGAAGGUGGCCGAGUCGACCUUUCCGUCGCAGCGCAAGGCGCUAUGUCUCAGCUUCAGCAAAAGAAGGGCAACUGGAUGAUGGUUCAAGCUUUCAGAUCUAACGCCGCUCCCGGACGGCAAUCUGAAGCCGACAACUCACCGGCAUCAAGACUACGAGCAACCGCCCCCGACUUCAAGCCAAACCCGCCCAAACCUUCUACGAACCGGGCCAACGCCUUGGAUGAAGAGGACGGUGAAGUCCGGGACGGUAGGGACAGCAAGGGCCAGUCAAGCACAGGCACGCCUAAGGAGGUCCUUCCAUCGAGAUUUCAGGGCUCAAACAGAGAUUCAACGUCGAGGAAAGACGAGGCCUCAGGCCCAUCUCGGAGCUCAACCCCUCGACCUGGUGCUGGUGCUGGUGCUGGUGCUGGCCAGGCUAAACCUGAUAGCCGAGGUCACAAAUUGCCUGACCGACCAACUGCACACAAUCUCCCGAGCAGGCCCGACGUGCCAAUACCGACGCACGUUCCUCCAGAGCGCUUCGGACAGUCAAGGCCACAUGAACGUCGUGAUGCUCGAGAUACGCGUGAGCAGCGACCUCCUCGAGAACUGCCGCGAGAAGGCCGAGAAACUAGGGAGCAACGCGACAGCCGCGAUCGGCCCAUUGAGCAGGAUCGGCCGGUGAGACAACCACGCGAGCAUCCUGACCGUCGCCCAGUGGAGGGUCCAAGCGAUGUCCGUCACGAUCUGCCUCCUCGGCCUGGACAACACGAGCGAGAGCGGCCGCAUCGAGAGCCCCGAGUCGGCCGGCUCACAGAGCGCCAUGACGAACCGAGUCAGCCAGCUCAGGUCCCUUCAUCCAAUCCAACACCAGAGCCGGCGAUGAACCCGGAGAGGGCGGCGCUGUUCGCGCAAGACAACUCGGACAGGGGAUCGCGCCGCCCUGAGCCCGAUCAUGCUAGGGGUCGAGCACAGCCCCCAGCUGACGCGAUGGAGCCCGUGAACCCUGGACGUGCUGCAUUAAUCGAUGACCGAAAGAGCAGUGCUCAAAUGCCUCCCAGCCGGCUACCGAGGGAUGAGGCACGCGAUAGGGGCCCUCGGCAACCAUCUCCAGGGGUCGUUCGAUAUGGUGUGGACCAAGGUCCUCCACGAGGACGCCACGAUGACCGUGUGGGCCGGCCGUUUCCUCAAGACCCUCGCGGAGCUCCCGGGAGAGAUCCUCGCGACCGAUCACCAGUUCCCAGCGGAGGCUUUCGGGGUGAACGCCCGGGCGAGCGCGAAGGUGAUGGAAGAGGUCCCAUGGAACCGAUGCGCGAUGCCUCCAACUUCCCCCGCGCAGGACUUCGCGGGCCAGACCCAGAAGGGAGACUGCCUCAUCAGGACCAAAACUACGGAAGACUCAACCCGAUCCCAUCGACAUCGGACAUUCCCUCAGGACCGCGCGGUCGCGGCAGGAACUUCGCCCGGGGAGGCCACCAGGGCCCGUCAGGGACUCCAGGACGAGCUGAUGGGCGCCUUACAGGGCCAGAAACCCCACGGCCGCCUUCUCCGGACCGCCUCCCUCCCACAGGCCCGGCAUCUGGACGUAACCAUCGCAGCGGCUUCGAGCAUGGACCGGGUCCCGCGACUCCUUCCGGGACGCCAGGCGGCCCGCAUUCUGAUCGAAAGCGAAACUUUGGGCCUGGGCCCGACUUUCAAACACCCACAUCGGCCAAUGCUACUCCCACGUCAGGGGGUGUACAUCCUGAUCGACUUGCUCAGAUGGGACCCUCUGUACCGUCUCACCAGCCACCUGCAGGUCCACCCGGGCAUGGCGGCCACAAUCGAUAUUCGAACGCCAGCGAUAGACCGAUGCCUGGCCAUCGAGGAAGCAUGGGCCCUCCGCCAGCAGAGGGUGGCGUGCCGACUGGUCCGUCAUCUGUCAAUGACCGGCCUCGCGGGGGAAGCAACAGACGGCAGCUGGUCGGCAUCAAUAACAUGCUACAGCAAUCUCAGGGUGCCCCCGAGAUGGGCAGAAUGAGCGGCCCUCGCCAGCCGCGACAGCUACUUGGUAACUCGGAUGCUCAAGUCCUUACGGGCGGCUCUCCAGCGACCACGCCCGGACAAGAACGGCAAGAUAUGGGCUGGCCAGAGUCGGCGAAUCGUGGCCCAGCAAACGGGGCGGAAGGUCCGCCUAGAAGGGAGCAUCGUGGCGAAAGAGACAGCAGAACUGACCGCCCGAGCCGAUCAUCGAGACGAAGCAGCCGGGAACGUGAGCGUAGCCCACGUCCGCCACGCGAAGGUGAGCCAAAAGAACACCGCGACUACCGUGAUAGACGAUCGAUGGGUGGGCCAGAAAACAUGGUCAAGGAGCGUGGUAGAGAUGGCAGUGGCCGUGAUACCAUGGGCUUACCCCCUCCUGGAGCGAGAGAUGCUCCAAUUGGGCGGGAAGCGGGCUAUCGCGGGCAUGAUCGCUCCGGCGGCGCUAGGCUUGGAGACGAAUGGGCUACAGGCGGGAGCGGUCAUCGGAGCAGCGGCCGUGGAGGCCCGAGAGACGGGAGCAAUCGUCCUCCUGAAGAGCGACGGGAGGUCCGAGAUGAUCGUGGCCACAAACGCCGCAGCGAGGAGGGAGUGGGCAACCUUGCGAGCGAGCGGGAGAAACGACCCAGGCGAGGCUAGUGGUGUACGACCUCACGGACGACUCGGCGCCUUUGACGCUGGACGAGGAGAACUUGAUGCGACAUCAAGACAGACGACGGCCUGUGGCGCCAGACUCAAGGGGCGCGAAUGUACGAAAUCGGAGGGACCAGCACUGGGAGGGAGCAAACAGGAAGACGCCGCGUGACGGCUCGUUCGUCUUUUGUUAGCCGACAGGCAACGCUACACGAUGGCUGCAGCUGCGACUUUCUACCAAUCUCAUACUACUUUUUCAAUUCAUGCAAACCCGGAAACACUUGGCCUGGUCAUAUCCAGGUCGACGGCGAGUUUUGUUCUUUGUGAGAAAACGGGACACAACACGCGAUCGUCAAGGCACAGGGCAGGAUAAAGCCGUUGAGCCAGUCCUCGUCUUGUCACAAUGCGUGAUUGACAGCAUGGGAGGCGGGAGUUAGGCGGCGCAUGGGGUAAAUGAUGUUUGAUACCAUGUACAAUGUACCAUGAUAGACAUGUAACUCUAAUGGGGUCUAUGGGACGAUAGGGCGCAAACAAUGCGGACCUGCAGUUUUCCGGGAGCAAGGAGGGUCGGCAGAGCAAACCAGGGCGGCGGGAUGUGCCGGUUCGAUGGGCGCCAGGAGGGUCUUGUUGGCUCGCGCUCGCAUGGAUGUGGAUGGAUGAGGCGCGACAUGCAUGUAGAGCGACUCGGAACAGGCCGCAGCUGCAGCGUUGCAGACUUCCUACUACGUAGAUGCAUAGAUUUGACGACGAAUUCAAUGUGAUGAUCUGUG